AUGAAUAACCUGCGCGUGCUGCGUUCCUCCAAUGUGCUGCUGCUGCUCACGGGCUACCAGAUGCACUGGUUCGACUCCAAGCAGCAGCGCUACCGGCUGUCGCUGCCAGGUGCGGUCCACAUCUUCGUGCUGGCCUGCAUCUAUGCUGGCUGCUUCGCUCAGCACUUCCAGAGCUCGGCGGUGCUGAAGACGUUGCUGGAUGUCUCCCCGUUUCUGUUUAGGCUGACGCGCCUCCAGUUGGUGCUCAGCGUUAAGGUGUUCAGCUAUGCCAUCUACGCCUCCGUGCGUGCAGUGGGCGUGGCUAAUGAGUUGACCGUAUCGUUGCCUAUGACGAACUCGUCCGGGCGUCGCUGCAUUGCGAAGGAACUGAUAGCCUAUGCCCUGCUAGGCUCCACGUUCGUCGUGCUGCUCUGCUUUGGCUUGUAUAUUGGCUAUGAAAUGAAGUUCAAGCUACCGCCGCUACAGGACAUUAUGAUAGGAGCAGCACUGUUCCUGCCUCAUCUGGUGCUCGCUGGCGCCCUGCGCUUCUACAACAUCUUCGCCUGGCUAACGCGCGAACGUUUGGCUCAGCUGCAAACGGACGUGGAUGAGCUGCUGACCCUGAGUCAAUUACGCACCGAGCUGCAGCUGGUGGCUGGCAGCAGCUCCACAGCUCCAGGCGCAGCGUCUACCCAAGUGGACAAUCUGCUGAGCCAGUACGAGCAGCUGCAGCUGCUGGCCAAGCACUUCAACGACUUCUUUAAGUCUAUGCAGCACUCGCUGCUGCUGCUGUUGGUCAUCAAUGCCAACUGCCUGCUCUUCGGCAUCCACAGCUAUGUCUACUACAGCAGCACCUGGCACGUGCUCUUCGAGGAUCGCAAGCAGCGCAUCUUCUAUGCUGGCAAUGCCUGCAUCUACGCCUGCAUUGGCUGCGACUAUGUGUGCCUGCUGCUGUCUCAAACCAUGUUGGAGCAACAGCGCUUUCGUUUCUGGACGAGCCUGAGUGACAGACUGGCCCGAAGCAGCGCUCUGCCGAAGCAUAUGCGUCGCAUUGUCAAGAAUAUGCGUGAUAUUUUAGCAAAUUCAUUUCGUUUUAAAUUUUUGUCUAUUUGGCGCUUUAAUUUGGCCAAUUUUGUUCUGGUAAAUAUGGAAAUUACUUUUAUCUACAGCCUUUAUAUUUCUACUACUUUUCUACGUCAUUUCUUGCAGCUGCAAUUACUUCAAGCUCUGAUUAUAGCUCUGAUUGUUAUAUAUCAUUAUCUGAACGAUGCUAUUUUACUGACCAAUGAACGGUUCGAAAGCAACGAUGCUGAUGAUGAUGAAUAA
This is a messenger RNA of Drosophila hydei, 1305 nucleotides long. RefSeq lists its product as uncharacterized. Lineage: Eukaryota; Metazoa; Arthropoda; Insecta; Diptera; Drosophilidae. The record is from RefSeq and is a predicted model, not a curated record.